AUGCUCCGGGGGGGCCAGCUCCAAAGCAGCCCCCUUUCUUCAGUUGUCCCCGAAAGUGGUUCUCAUCGGCAAGGUCCCCAUCGCCUGCAGGUUGGGGUGCCUAGCCCUCGACACUGCGCUCAAGGCAUCUCUCAGACAUCCUUGGCCUGCGAGAUCCCACCUGUGCGGUUGAGAGAACAGACUUGGCACAGACCUGGCCCACACCUGCCACAGGUGCGGGCAUCCCUGCUUUUCCUUGUCACAGGGAAGGAGACCCACCUGUCCCGUGACCCAUGGAAGGGACACACGCCUCCUUCCCUCUGCCCCGCACCCCCACCAGCUUCUGGGCCCUGGGUGUGGGAGAUGCCUGGAGGGGCACGGGAAGCAGAGGGGCCUCCCGAGGCCAGCUUGAGUGACCUCAACCUUUCUCAGCAUCUCAUCCUCUCACCUGGCCUCCACUUUUCUGUUGAGAAGUCUGCCACCUUUAGCACAUUGCUCUUGGUAAUAUAA
Rangifer tarandus platyrhynchus (Svalbard reindeer) is the source of this 489-nucleotide messenger RNA. The record is from the annotation of a GenBank genome assembly. NCBI's taxonomy places the organism in Eukaryota, Metazoa, Chordata, Mammalia, Artiodactyla, Cervidae.